Paramuricea clavata is the source of this 25420-nucleotide messenger RNA. The record is from the annotation of a GenBank genome assembly. NCBI's taxonomy places the organism in Eukaryota, Metazoa, Cnidaria, Anthozoa, Malacalcyonacea, Plexauridae.
AUGAUGUUUAAUCUAUCGGUAAGUACCUAUACAAAGCACUUAUACACCACAACAGAUGUUGGUCUUGAAUGAGUAGCAGAAAUGUUAAUAAAACUUAAUUAGCGUAGCAAGAAAAUUGAAUCUUUGGAUUCCCCAAGACUUUCUUGAAGUUGACUGUCAGUUUAAUAUUUUUAGGAUAUGGCCGAUAAUUCUCUCGAAAGGACAGGGUCGUUAUCCGACACCUCUCCGUUAAUACGCUCGUCAACCCCUGUCGUCAGUGACCGCGAGACGCCAACAUUUCCGAGAACCUCGAUUUUCACUUGUGCCGUAGUCUGCAUACUCUUUACGGAGUUAUGCGAGAGAUUGACAUUUUAUGGUAUCGCCGGAAACCUUGUGUUAUUUGCCACUGAAGGUGACCAUUUGAGAAUGACUCCGGCGCAGGCUUCGAUCUUGGCAUACCUGUUUCAAGGUACUGUGGUAAACUACUGUUGUUUAUCUCGACUAUUGCCAUCAUCACCCGUUACCAUCGCCAUCGUCAUCAUCACUUAUACCCACACAUAAAUCUUGUAGCAAGUCUGCCAACAAGCCGUCAACAAGUUGUGUUAUAAAAUAACAUGUAUAUAAAUAUAUUUUAAAAAUGGAAAGUUGUUAUUUUAUAAAACAAUUUAUACUUUAUGGUUUCCGUGUUUGGAUGGCCUGAUCCAAACAUGCGGGAAUGUUGCUCGAGUUAAGAAAAGCGUGCAUAAUCGCUCGCCUUUGUUGUCAGCUUGUGAACAGAUUUCUAACAACUUGUUUGCAGACCUGUAACAACUUGUACACAUGCUUUUUAUGUGAGUAUACCAUUGUCAUCACUAUACUAUCAUCACCAUCAGUUCUUGGAUUAAAUUUUCUUCAUUAUUUUAAAAGGAGUUUGAUAAAAAUCGAAUUCUUAUUUCUUCUCAUAGGAACAUGUUUCACUAUGCCAGUGUUGGGCGGAUGGCUGGCAGACUCAAAAGCUGGGAAAUUUGCUGUCAUCUUAGUGAGUGCGAUCAUUUACUUUGUCGGCACAAUACUACUUCCUCUUGGUUCCAUCACGAAGGAUAAAACGGAGCACAGUCAAUGGGCUGCUGACGGGGUUACCAACAGCACUGAUUUCAAGCUGACGGUUUACAUAAUUGGCUUAUUCUUGGUUGCUAUUGGAACUGGUGGAAUUAAAGCAAAUGUUUCCCCAUUUGGGGCAGAACAAGUUUCAAACCGUGGACCAGCUGCUAUUCAAGGUACUAGUGUAAGAUGUUGGUGUUUAUUAUAAUAUCAUCACCAUCAUCACCACCACCACCAUCAUGAUAUAACCAUCAUUAUCAUCAUCAUCACCAUCAUCACCAUCACCAUCACCAUCAUCAUCAUCACCACCAUCAUCAUCGUCAUCACCAUCAUCAUCAUCAUCACCACCAUCAUCAUCAUCACCACCAUCAUCAUCAUCACCACCAUUAUCAUCAUCAUCACCACCAUCAUCAUCACCACCAACAUCAUCAUCACCAUCAUCAUUAUCAUUAUCAUCAUCAUCAUCACCAUCACCACCAUCAUCACCACCAUCACCACCAUCAUCACCACCAUCAUCAUCAUCAUCAUUAACAUCAUCACCAUCAUCACCAUCAUCACCAUCAUUACCAUCAUUACCAUCAUCAUCAUCACCACCAUCAUCACCACUGCCAUCAUCAUCAUCACUACCAUCAUCAUCAUCACUAUCAUCAUCACCACCAGAUGUCAUCAUCACCACCAUCAUCAUCACCACCAACAUUAUCACCACCAACAUUAUCACCACCAACAUCAUCACCACUGGUCCACCACCAUGAUCACCACCAUCAUCACCAUCAUUAUCACUAUCACAAUCAUCACCAUCACAAUCAUCACCAUCAUCACCAUAAUUAUCACCAUCAUCAUCAUUAUCACCAUAAUUAUCACCAUCAUCACCACUACCAUUAUCACCAUCAUCACCACUACCAUUAUCACAACGAUAAGAACAUUAGAGUCUUGUGGUACUAAUGUAAUUCUUGUAAUUUUCAAGCGUUCUUCAGUUGGUUUUAUUGGUUCAUCAACAUCGGCGCCCUUCUUGCAUUCACUUUUGUCGUCUACAUCCAACAAAAUGUAUCCUUCUUCUACGGCAAUCUAAUCCCAGCUUUCUCGUUAGUCCUGGCACUCAUAAUAUUCCUGGCUGGUAAGCGAAGUUACAAUCUCCGCCCACCAGCUGGCAGUGUACUUACAACCACUUUAAAAAUUAUGAAAGAAGCGAUCAAAAAAUCUCGGAGGCCUGCUCUGUCGAGUUCGUUUGUCAAUCAUUGGUUAGAUCGAGCUAAGAUUUGUUUUGGCGGUUCCUAUAGCAACUGGGAAGUGGAAGAUGUCAAGAAAGUAUACAGGCUUCUUCCGAUAUUUGCCACCUUUAUAUUAUAUUGGACGGUUUAUGCACAGGUGAGUUUAUAGCAGUGGCAUAUCUAGCCUCAUCUGCAAGGAGGGGUCAAGAUAUCUAUGUGAGGGGUCCAGGUUUUCCAUGGGGUGGUGCAUGAGGGAGCCUUCUUCUCACUCUCCUCUGCAGUCUGCAACGCUACUAUCAUUACCAUUAUUUGAGAUGGCCGAAUCUGCAUGUUCGCCGUUCUGUUUAUACGUUUUACAUUAUCUUUUGUUUAUAAUGUUUAUAUCGGGUUUUUAUCACGUAUGCGUGACUGGACAGUUGCUGUAGCACAGUACAGUAAAUUUGCUUGUUAAAGUACAGUAUAUUUGAAAAUAUGGCUGUAUAACAACCUCGACAUGUUUACAUAUUUAACCUGACUCUUCCACAGUCCCUCGCUAUAUUUGAGUUAGUACGGGAGAAUACAAACCUAACCCAUUCCCAUCAUCCAACGCGAGCGACUGGGAACGAGUCAGAUAUUUAACCAUGAUAUUUAACUAAAGCAUUACGAGUAGUUUCUUAUGAGCUCACAAACCAAUUGAAUCGUUUCAAGAAAUCGACACGCGCUAACAGUAGAAGUUUUGCUAAUCGCUAUUCGAAAAACAGAAAAUGUAUGGUCAGCAGAUUUUUUUAGGAUGGUGCUUCGACUUCCGUAGGAGGCGUGCUAGACAUCACUAGGUGGGGUGCGCACCCCUGCAAUGCGCCCCCUAUAUUAAGCACUUUAAGGUAAUUCCGCAGUAAUUGUUCCCGAAAUGAGAAUAUGCUGAAACUUGCCAGGCAUGGAAUUUAUGAUAUACUUAAAGUAAAAUCACACAAAAAAGUCGGGGUCACCGAACUCGUUAAGAAGAUAUGACAAUCACAAUAUACCACCUUUACCCCAAUAUGGCGCCAUCUUGACGCUCAUUACGAAUGACAGCAAAAUCACAACAGCCCGAUAUUUAUUGACGUUUUUAGCGCGGAUUUUGCUUUAGUAAACCUAUCUUGUAAUUAUUUUUGAAAAAAUAUUGUGUUUUGAGCAAAAUGAGACUACUAACGUGUACAAUUCUGAUCCACAAAUGUCUUUUGCACAUUUCUUUACAUAUCUUUCUUUGAGAACAUGCAUUGAUAAAGGAUUUUUUUCAAGAUCCAGAAAUGAUUUUUCUUUUAAUUUCGGAUAUGAAAUGUAAAAUGCAUUAAAGAAAUAAAUUAUCAGUUAAAAAACGGGGGUCACCGAUCUUUUUUAUAGGGAAUUGUGGCAUUAAAACGUGAAAUACAAGUAAAUAAAUAUACUACAGACACAGGGAACCCUAGGUACACUUUUGUAUGCCUUUUUUGAAAACAUUGAUUUUAACGUAAUUCUUUGCACGAAUGUAACCAAAGAUGUUUUGAAGUAACAUAAAAUUGUCAUAAAAUGAAAUAUUUACAUAAUUUUUUUUUAAACGGUAUGCGUAUAAUGGAUGAAAUUAUAUAAAUUAUAAGAUGUGCGCAGUAAAAGUGCGCAAUGCAAAACUGCGGAAUUACCUUAAGUAAAGUUUAAAAAAUUCUCUCUAUACAGAUGAACACAUCAAUGAUUUACCAGGGGGAAUACAUGGAUAUCAAGCUGGGUAGUUUUCAAAUUCCAAUCGCUUCGCUCUCAUUGCUCGACACUCUUGGCGUUCUAUUACUUAUUCCAAUCAUGGACAAACUGAUCUAUCCUCUCUUGGCAAGAUGUUUCGAUAUCCACCCCAGCCAGCUACAGCGUAUUGGAGUGGGCAUGCUGGUUGCCACUGCGAGUAUGCUCUGCGCUGGAACGUUAGAAUGGUACAGAGUCGAACACUGCUGUCAGUUACAGCAUCGAGAAGGGGAUAAAGAUGAUAUUCAUGUUGCCAACAUUACUAUAUUUUCUCAAAUACCUCAGUAUACGUUAAUUGGGCUGAGCGAAGUUUUUACAAGCAUCACAGGUAUGUGCAAUUUUAACUUUGUUCAUAUGGCUUUUAGAACUCUAUCUUCUCUACUCAGUAAAUGGACCUGUUCCCUAAUGAACAAAAUUUUGAUUUAGACAAGUCUAGACAAACAUUUCAUCACAGCUAAUGAAAGAGCAUCACAAAAUUAGUAAUAUUCCGAAGUUUCGUUGCGAAAUGUUGUAAAAUGCGGAUAAUAUAGCCCUGCGAAGUUUGCCGUUUUUCAGUCAUUUUGUAUUAUGCACGGGAAAUUGAUACCUUUUUCAGAAAUAAUUUUCAGGAGUACCGUACAUCUGGCGUACCUCUAGCGUUAUUCAGCGUGUGCCUAGAGUAUGCUUAUCGUAUAAAGCAUACGUCCAAAUACGCACAAAAUUAUUUUUUUCUUUUAAAAAAAAUUUUCUGCCUCGCCGUAUGCCAGCGUAUGCGACCGUGCUUGAAACGUAUACAACCUAUGCCUAACGUACCCCUAGCAUAUGUCAGCGUAUACCGGCGUAUGAGUGAUAUUUUUCAUACGCUGGCAUACGCUAGUACGAUACUACGCAAUAGUGUGACAGGGCCUUAAAGUCGUAAUACAAAAUGCAGUUUGUUUAAUAGCAUAUGUUUACAUAAUGUCGUCAUUCAUCGCACUCACAUAAGCUUCCAGGCAAACAGCGCCCAUGUAAACAGGCCCCAAAAGCUGGCCGUAAAAUGUGAUCUCUCUUAUUUCUAGGCCUAGAACUCGCGUACACUGAAGCACCGAAGUCUCUCCAAGGCGUUAUUAUGGGAGUCUAUCUUCUCACAACUGGUCUGGGCACUUAUGUUGGGGCUGCUUUGGUCGCCAUCGUCAACGCAAUAACUGAGGCAAUCAAUGGAGAAGACGGAAAAUGGUACCCGGAUAAAAACUAUAUCAACGCAGGCCAUCACUUGGCUUACUAUUUCUUCUUGUUGGCUGGACUCAUGUUCGUUAAUUUCAUUGUGUAUAUUUUUGUGGCUGUGAGUUUCAAGGAGAAGAAAGAAUCGGCAAACAGGUCUAACAUGAGUAACGGUGUUUUGAAUGGCGUGGAACCGCCUGAUUUGUCAAACACAGAAAAACCAGAGGAUACUUGGACCAAUUCUGAUCGAGUUUCCAAAGAUUCCAAUUAAUAGUUAAUUACAGUCGAAUGGUUUCCUCAGUCAAGAGGCAAUUUUUUCAAUGUCACGUAUUUGCGAUGCAAGUGUUCAAAACCUAAACUCUUUUUGGCGUUCCUCUCAAAAUUACUUUGUUUUAGCUUUAUUUUGUAGUUUACACAGUUAUGUAGCUACCUUUUUAAAUGUAUCUGGCGGUUGAGAAACACAAAAAUAUUGGUUACAUAUUGUCAAUUUAAAUGCAAUUAUCAUUGAUGCAGCUGUAAAAUUGACGCCAUAUUUCUACAGCAAUAUAAGCAAAACUUACUGAACUUCAGACAUCAUUUUCUCUUUGGGGUACCAUCUAAAAUCUCUUCGUUUUAGCAUAAUUUUACAAGUAAAGCACUAAACAUACUUUUUAAGUUUGUUUGCCGCUUGAGAAACGAAUCAAAAAUUUAAAAAAUUGAAUAUAGUCCUAACUGGAAAAAGUAUAUUCAUUAGUUUUAAGCUAUUAAAUUUUUAUAACAAUCAAUGGUAAAAAUCAAUUUGAAGAAAAUUCACCAGAAACAUAUUUGUUAUCAAUAUAUUUUGCAGUAUUUCUAUGUAUAGUAUAUGAACGCUAAUAAGUUGAGCCAAUCUCCUAAAAUAAACUUUUGUAACAAAAACAUUGUAACAAAGUUACAAUUAAUAUAGCUACCACAGUUUAAAACUACGGUUAUAAUUUUAGUCGUUCAUUUUAUACUUGUAAUAUAAAGGGUUUAAUUUUUUUAAUAUUUGUAAUGAAUUAAAAAUAAAGUAGAAUUUGAUUUUGUACUAUGACCUCUAAAAUUUAUUUUGUACAUAUAAAAGCGCGCAAAUUGUUACGUAUCUGCAAACAAGUCGUAACAAGGUUGUUGUCAAGCCAAUAUCAGGAUGUGUUCGCACUGCUUGUUCCCAGUUGUUGCGACAAGUCUGGAACAAGUUGUUAUCAUCUCGCUACAAGCUUAGGUUGAUGACGGUAUAAACAGACUUGCUACAAGUUGUUCCAACAAGACUAAUACAGGCUGUUCGUAAUAAGUUGCUACGAGCUUGUUGUCAUCAACUUGUUAACAACUUGUUACGUGCAGACGAUAUCAGACUUGUUGGAACAACUUGUUGCGAGUCUGUUGGCCUCGUCAACCUUGUUACAAGAUGAUAACCGAACUUGUUCCAGACUUGUCAUUGUCCACAACUGGGAACAAGCAGUGCGAGCAUAUCUUGUUGACAAGUCGUGAGAUUUUAAGCGUGCAGGCGACAGGCCCACUAAGAUGUGUGGAUUUAUAAACACGAGCGAAGACAUUUUAUUUAAAUUCCGAAAUUUUGGUUUUCAAAAGUUACAUCAAAAGCCGGCAAUAUUAUAACUGGUCACGCGACUAACAUAAAUAUAAAAUACACGCACAAAAUGUUAUUCAAACGCAAUAUCUUUUACUAAAACCUCAAUGAAUAUGCAAGCAAACGGUUUCAUAAUGUUCCUUUUGUGUUUUAGAAAGAAUGAUGACUUUUUACCGUUUUGAAAUGAAUUUUGUUUUGUUGCCGCCAUCUUGAUUCGUCGAACAUGGCGGCCAAAAUAAGUGCAAAUGUUUUGUGUAAAAAAUAAAAAAUCCCAUCUUGAUCAACUUUUUCACUGUCGAAGUUUCCGAAUACGAUGUGAUUAGGUGAAUUGAAAAUUAGUUUUCCUUUGUUUUUUUAACCAAAUUUCACCUAAUGACAUAUCCAGAAACUUUGACAGUGAAAAAGUUUAUCAAGAUGAGGUUUUUUGCUAUAAAGACAUAUUAUAUUUCUUCUAAGAAUGAACCAAAUAUUACACAUACCAAAAAUCGUAUGUGGUGUUAGUCGCACUUUGACCUGUUUGGAUGAAAGUUUAUGACCAGUUGCUAUGGCUAGCUGACAGUGUUCGUUCUUCUCAAAAGUUAGGGACCAGUCAUUUAUGGGAGGGGGGGGGGGCACCGAAGGGAGAAGGGUUGGGUAAACAAAAUAUUGAGCGAGUAAAAGGUUGGGUAAAUGAAAAACAAAACAACUCAAGGGUUGGGUAAUAAAAAUUUAUUGUCAUUACCAAAGCAUGACUCACUGAAAUAUUGAAGACUAAAAAGCAAUGUCAACAGUCAUACUGUAUGUCAAUACAACAUGUAAAUCAAUCAGAGUCACUAUCUUGAUCAUUUUCCCGAUUUGUCGGGAGACCAAUGGUGUCUCCAAAGAAAGUACAUGUGCAGACAACAUGAAACUUUAGACUGCAGAAAAUUUCACAAGCAUGCAGUUAUCAAAUUCGUGUCACAGAAGUUGUAAAGGACAUGUGUGACAACUGAAUUGUCUCCGUUUGUAAAGUUUUUGGCCAGGGGUGGGUAUUUAUUUUUUAAUUGAUAUUUGAGGUUGGGUAAUCAAAUUUUUGACUUUUUAAUGGUUGGGUCAGCAAAAUUUUUGCCACGAAAAACAUUUCUAAUCACCGGUCCCUUACGCAUUAUAGACUUGCUAUGUAUUAAAAACGUCAGUUCAAUCACGCGACAAGCAGCAGUGUGGCUGUGGCUUUCUUAUCUUGUGUCUCCAUUACAUGUAUUUACACCAAAACACACGAAGUCGAUACAUUUAUGCUGUGUGCUGCACUUUCACGCUUUGUGAAACACUGCAAUACAGUAAAUUCGCACAUUCAUAUUAAGCUUUUAAAUAUAGUAAAUAGUGUUCUUACGUUAAAUUCAUAUAGAUUUAAUUUUUUUUAUAAUUCGUUAUUUUAUUCCAGUCAUUCGAUAAGCCUGCUGGCAGUUUUAACUCAUGGUGGUAUCGUACUGCCCAGUUUUAAGAAAAGACCAUUGUCUUUGUACAAGCUUUGAGCUCUUUAAAGAAUGACACAAUUCUAAAAGGAGAAAUAAGGAUUAGCGGAUGACCCUUACUGGACCUCUAGGAAGAAUAGUUUAGAACUGAUCGAGCUAUCUAGUAUAAAUAAAAUUAGUUUAGUUUAGGUUUCUUCCUGUAGUGACACUGGAUCAAUACGAGAUGACUCUCACUGGACCUCUAGGAAGAACAGUUUAGAACUGAUAGAGCUAUCCAAUAUAAACAAAGUUAUAGUUUAGUUUAGGUUUCCUCCUGUAGUAACAUUGGAUGAAUAAGAGAUGAUUCUUAAUACUGCACCUCUAGGGAGAACAGUUUAGAACUGAUAGAGCUAUCCAGUAUACUGUAAAUAAAGUUAGUUUAGUUUAGUUUAUGUUUCCUCCUGUAGUAACACUGGAUAAAUAAGAGAUGAUUCUUAAUGCUGGACCUCUAGGAAGAACAGUUCAGACUUCAGAACUGAUAGAGCUAUCCAGUAUAAAUUAAGUUAGUUUAGGUUUCCUCCUGUAGUAACACUGGAUCAAUAAGAGAUAUUCUUACUGGACCUCUAGGAAGAACAGUUCAGAACUGAUAGAGCUAUCCAGUAUAAAUAAAGUUAGUUUAGUUUAGGUUUCCUCCUGUAGUAACACUGGAUCAAUAAGAGAUGACUCUUACUGGACCUGUAGGAAGGACAGUUUAGUAAUAAGAGCUAUCCAGUAUAAAUAAAGUUAGUUUAGUUUAGUUUAGGUUUCUUCCUGUAGUAAUACCAGAUAAAUAAGAGAUGAUCCUUACUAGACAAGAGGAAGAAUAGUUUAAAACUGAUGGAGCUAUCCAGCAUAAAUAAAGUUUGGUUGUUUAUAAAUAUGUCAAAGUUACCCCUCCUCCACUUGGUCUCUGUUGAACAUUUCCUUGAAAGUGUGGAUCGGAAGGGGGAGGUGUUGGCCGACGACCGGCUCUUCUCUGAGGCUGUUGCUGCUGCUGUUGUCGUUGUUGACGUUGUUGUCUUUGCUGUUGUUGCUGUCCCGUUCUAGCCCUCGCUUCUUCCUCUUCUUGAAGCUGCAUGGCAUACUGAAGGCUGUGAGAAAGAAACUUUGCAGUUAGGUUCAAUGUUCAAUAUAUACGCCCAACAGAACAACGUCUGCCACACUUUCGAACUUACUCAAAUAAUUCCUGUUCGCUAGUCAUUCCUCCAUUGUUACUUCGGUCUUCUUGAGGUUCUUGGGCGAGAGGUUGUGGGGGAAUGACGGGUUGUGGAUCUGACUGUUGCUGUUGUUGUUGUGGCGAUGACGGUUGUUGCGCUUGCUGUUGUUGUUCCUUUUGAAUGGAUAAUGCUAACAUAUAGCUGUACAAGAGAAAAGAACAACCUAGACUAACUUUAUUUAUGCUGGAUAGCUCUAUCAGUUCUGAACUGUUCUUCCUAGAGGUCCAGUAAGGAUCAUCUCUUAUUGAUCCAGUGUUACUACAGGAGGAAACCUAAACUAAACUAACUUUAUUUAUACCGGAUAGAUCUAUCAGUUCUAAACUGUUCUUCCUAGAGGUCCAGUGAGGAUCAUCUCUUAUUGAUCCAGUGUCACUACAGGAGGAAACCUAAACUAAACUAACUUUAUUUAUACUGGAUAGCUCUAUCAGUUCUAAACUGUUCUUCCUAGAGGUCCAGUAAGGAUCAUCUCUGUUACUACAGGAGGAAACCUAGCCAAACUGACAUUAUUUAUACUGGAUAGCUCUAUCAGUUCUAAACUGUUCUCCCUAGAGGUCCAGUAGGAGUAAUCUCUUAUUUGAUCCAGUGUUACUACAAGAGGAAACCUAUAAACUAAACUAAAAUAACUUCAUUUUUGCUGGACAGCUCCAUCAGUUCUAAACUGUUCUUCCUAGAGGUCCAGUAAGAGUAAUCUCUUAUUUGAUCUAGUGUUACUACAGGAUGAAACCUAAACUAAACUAACUUUAUUUUUACUGACUGGAUAGCUCUAUCAGUUCUAAACUGUUCUUCCUACAGGUCCAGUAAAAAUCAUCCUCUAUUGAUCCAGUGUUACUGCAGAAGGAAACCUAAUUAAAACUAACUUAAUCUUUCAGAAAACCUUACUCCUGAUCUUCUUGUGACAAUGCGCUAUUUAAUGGAGGUUUUCCGGGCAGAGGUUCGUUCGUCAUUACUACAUUUUUGAAAUUGCAAUCCACGAAUAGUCCAUCACCGUGGACGCUCGACAAAGUUUGCCAAACCAUCUUAUCCUCGGUCAAAAAUCCUUGAUCAGUUAGGAGAAUGAAUAGUUCGCCCUGUAGAAAUAUAUAAAGUCGUUUAGUGUUAUCUUGGACCACGGUCUGAACGCAAUUUGGACGUCAUUCUGAACGCAAUUUUGACCUCGUUCUAACGUAAAUUGGACCGCGUUCAGAACGUAAUUUGGAACGCGGUCUGAACGCAAUUUAAAACGCGUUCUGAAUGCAACAUUGACCGGGUUCUGCACUUAAUCUAUAGCGCGUUCUGAAUCCAAAUCCGAACGCGUUCUAAACAUUUUAGGGCGUUGGUGGCAACACAAUUGAGGACAAGUUUGUUAUGUGAUUUGCAACACUGCCUUUUAAAUUCAACAUGGAAUGCUGGAACGCAAAUUAUUGACAAUUUAAUAAUGUAGAUCAGUUAAAAUAAUUUUUAUUUUUAUACUAAAUACAUUAAAUGCAUGUAAUCGAUAUAAAAUAAUUUUUAAAAUUCUCAAACUAUGCAGUUUACCUGAUGUUUGUACAGAGUGCUAAAAUGAUUAUUCCUGAAGAAGACACAUAAUUCGUCCUCAUUGAGAGUAGCGUUUAGUUCACAAACGCCAUGGCACGUCAGCUGAUUCGCUGUUUCCUCAAGAAACGACUCUGCAAAAAGCCCUGUAAAAUUUUGAAAUAAAAACAUUGAGGGGAAAAGCUUACCGUAUAAGCUGAAUAUUUGUGGAAAAUCUCUUUGUUUAGCCAGAUUUUUAAAGACUUUCAUACAAAUGAUACAUUUCAAAGAAUGUUCAAGGACCAAGAUUCAAAUUUAAGACUUUCAAAGAUUCAAAUUUAAAGGCUGCUACAAGCUCGGUUCACUUACUAACUUUAAAAGUUGUGAGUUUACGGCAACCAGGUAUAAUAUCAGUCAUCUGAAGUUGCAACAUGGCUUCUUAUAUACCCAUGGUUUAUCCAUCUUGUUGGCAGAUAACGUCAUCCCAUGGGUAUACAUAAGAUGAUAAGAAGCCACGUUGCGACUUUAGAUCACCUCUGAUGAAGACACUAGUCUGGAGUGUUGAAACAUUGGGUCGUGAAGCAAUUCGACCAGGCUUUGUAUUCAUUUAUUAAAACCAGAGUAGCAAGCUAAAACACGACUGUCACUAAUUUUUGUUAAGCAGAUAUUUAACCCACCUUCGGACGAUAACUGGCUAUCACUGUCAGUCUCUUUACUUGCGACAAUCUUUUCUACCAAUUGAUUAUAACUUAGGCUCCCUAUCGCAGUUUUGUAUUCAGCACUUUGAGGAUCCACAAGCCAACCAUGGUACAAUUUAAUACUUAGCAAAUCAAAUAUGAUGCAUUCGGGUGUGAAUUCAAAGUCACCAACACUAGGGAACGUAAAAUAAUUUAAUAAUGAAUAAUUGUUUCAUGUUGAUUACAUGCUACACAGCUAAGGCAAGCUAGAUUAAGAUUCACAUUCAUUUCAUAACAUCAUAAAAGUUGGUACCCUGUAAAUUUAACAUUGACGUCUAAACCAGUCGUGAGUUUUGGUAAGAUAUUUAUUGCAUCUUGCAUGUUUUGUUCGAAGUUUCUGAGCACUCCUUCAGCCAUAUUCUGUAAUAUGAAAGAAAGCAAUUAACUAAACUAACUUUAUUUAUAUUGGAUAGCUCUAUCAGUUCUAAACUGUUCUUCCUAAGGAUCAUCUCUUAUUGAUCCAGUGUUACUACAGGAGGAAACCUAAACUAACUUUAUUUAAAAUGGAUAGCUCUAUCAAUUCUAAACUGUUCUUCCUAGAGGUCCAGUAAAGAUCAUCGCUUAUUGAUCCAGUGUUACUACAGGAGGAAACCUAAACUAAACUAACUUUAUUUAUACUGGAUAGCUCUAUCAGUUCUAAACUGUUUUUCCUAGAGGUCCAGUAAGAAUCAUCUCUUAUUGAUCCAGUGUUACUACAGGAAGAAACCUAAACUAAACUAACUUUAUUUAUACUGGAUAGCUCGGUAAGACACAUUCUGCAACCUCGUUCCCAGGGUAUUUGCCCAAGAGCAAAUACCCUGGGAACGAGGUUGCACAUUCUGCACACCUCUGGAAUUGUUUUCAAUAUGAUGUCGCCCAAAUACUCCAUGAGUUGGCGUGUUGUGACCAUUUCUUGCAUGCUGGGAAAUGUGAUCAUUCUACGUAGCAACAAUAUAUUAAUGACCGCCAAUAACGGACAUGGGCCGUUAUCGUUUUGUGUAACGAUAGCCGUCUUCAAGCCUUUCCACGUAAUCCAUUUUAUGUAAUAUGGACUAUUAUUGCUAUCUGCAUAUUCCAUCUCGUUGUAUUGAUUGGUGAUCGUGUCAUCACUAUUUGACGCUUGAGAAUCAUUCUGAUUAUUGACAGUAUCAGUAUUGGAUGGUUCGUCAAUGUCAUGAUUAUUGAUCGUGUCAUCAAUUUUGGAUGCUUCAGAAUUGAUUAUAUCUUGAGGCGAGCCCAAGAUCUCUGCAGAAUUAGGCUUGGGCGGAGUUUUGUUUAUAGUUUCGUCUGAAGAUUGUUCUUGAAGCGUGUCUACGGAAUGUACGGAAUUCUCGCAGGGAACAGGUGUCUCGUCAAAUUGUCCUUCUGUUUUUGUAUUUUCAUCGGCUAAAUCGCUUGACACAGCUUCCGAAAUGGAACCCUGUGUAGUAUCUAUCCCGGUAGCUUCGCUGCUGCCUGUGUUUGCCUCGGAUUCAUUAAUUUUACUGCCAUCAUCUACCAAAUUUGACGUAGAAUCGCCAGCUUCGGCACAUUCGCCAAAUGAAUGAGUACCGACAUUCGAAGUCUGUUUUCCCGCAGAAUCGGACCGCGUUUCGCUUCCUUGCGAAGCAGACACGUUGCUGGCAUCCAUAUCAACAAUUUCCUGCAACCAAAAUGGUUUCAAGUGCGUUUAUAUAGAAGUAAACACAAUAAAAGUGUGUUUGUAUCUUGUCAACAAAAUCGCCAUGUUUAGUUUUGGAAAACUGCUACAUUGCACCGGAAAUGAAUGUACAUUCUACUUACUCUCUGAUCUCUAUAUCAUUAUGUAUUACUGGACCGAAUGCUGUCAUGGCAAGCCACUUUCAUACAGCCCCAUACAGGCAAAACAAUCUGAAUUCUGAGCGAGUUUUGGCUGAAUAUUUUCUGCCUCGGUUUCUACACCGAUUGAUAGGCUUCUGUUAGCGUUACAGGGUUGCAGUCUGCAGAUAAUAGUCAAAUUUUGGACAAAACCAUUCAACCCUUUGCAGUCAUUUAAUACAGGGGCAAGGAAAUUAAACUAAAUCUCUCCAAUGUAUUCAUUUGUGUCCAAAUACAAGACUACUACCGAUAAUAUUUUAAAAAAGAAUCAACAUUAUUUUCCCACUGGUAUUUAGCCUGCGAACAGGCCGCCCGCAACCCAGGGCCUGUUCGCAGGCUAACUGGUAUUCAAACUGCAACGUUGACCACGGUCCAGUUUUACACUGUCGUUAUUGAGAUCAGUUAAUGGCGGGAAAAUCAAAUUAAGCCUCCCCAGUCUUUCCGCGUUUGUUUUCAAAUCUUGUUACAUUUUGGCGUUUGGGAUUUAAAUUUUGUCUGAAAAAUCAAAAAUGUUCGUAAAUUUGGUCCAAAAUCUGCAAACAAGGUGAGUUUUUGUGCUGUUAUUGAGAAUGGUAAUCAUACUUCGAGCCUUGUGUAUUUGGUGUACAAUUUAGGACAAAAUACAGCGUAAAUUUGAUGGUCUUUAAGCGCGUGCAAAAAGUCAAAAUUUAUCCAUGUGGUCUUUGGGUGUCAAUUGCUGUGUCAAUUUGCAGCUAAAAUUCAAGCCAUUUGUCGGCUAUCAGUAAGAUAUUUUGUAAAAUAUCACUUCUAAAUUGCUGUUAUAUGACUUUUAUCGUUUGAUGUUGUAAGUUCUGGCCAGAACUUUGAAAAUCUGGUGAGAAUCCGGUCCAAGGAUAUUUAACCAUAGACGAACAGUUCAGAACUGACAGAGCUAUCCAAUGUAAAUAAAGUUAGUUUUGUUUAGGUUUCCUUCUGUAGUAACACUGGAUUACUAAGAGAUGAUUCUUACUGGACCUCUAGGAAGAACAGUUUAGAACUGAUAGAGCUAUCCAGUAUAAAUAAAUUAAAGUUAGUUUAGUUUAGGUUUCCUCCUGUAGACUCUGUAGUAACACUGGAUCAAUAAGAGAUUCCUUGUUGGACCUCUAGAUAGGAACAACAGCUUAAAACUGAUAGAGCUAUUCAGUAUAAAUAAAGUUAGUUUAGUUUAGGUUUCCUCCUGUAGUAACACUGGAUCAAUAAGAGAAUUGUUGGACCUCUGGGAAGAACAGUUUAUAGAACUGAUAGAGCUAUCCAGUAUAAAUAAAGUUAGUUUAGUUUAGGUUUCCUCCUGUAGUACUGGAUCAAUAACAGAUGACUCUUACUGGACCUCUAGGAAGAGCAGCUUAGAAUUGAUAGAGCUAUCCAGUAUAAAUAAAGUUAGUUUAGUUUAGGUUUCCUCCUGUAGUAACACUGGAUCAACAAGAGAUGAUCCUUACUAGACCUCAAUGGAGAACAGUUUAGGAACUGCAUGAUAGAGCUAUCCAGUAUAAAUAAAGUUAGUUAAAGAUAUUACAGUAGAAAGCUUUAUAUGUUUAUGUGUAUAAAAAAAGCAAAUUUACAAAAUUUGAUUAUUUAUAUUUGUUCUUCAAUUGUUAAUUAAUAUUAUGUUACUUUACAGAUAUGUAAAUAAAAUAUAAUGUAUAUGAUUGUUUGUUUUUUUAUGGAAAUUCUUUCCUAAUUUUCAUGAAAUUGCUAUGGUGAUACAAAAUCUAUUAACUGUCUUUCGAGCUAUUCUCGUUCAUCUUUCACAUUGAAUUCUACUUUAAAUACUAAUCUGUUUGAGAGUUUAUAUCACACCGUCAAAAGGCAUUUAUUGUGGUAAUUUGAUAUCAUAAUAAAUUCCUUGUCGCGUAUGGUAUAUUGUUGUAAACUUGUUGCAAAAUACAUAUGUUGGAAUUCUGUAAUGAACACAUUGAAAAGUCGUUUUAAUCUUGUUACAAGCAUGGAUGAUAAAAAUAUGGAUAGGCGGAAACUCGUACCCACACCGGUAAAAGCGCGCAAGUUGUUGCAGAUCGUAGCUGGAUCCCUAUCAAUCUGAAGUUUCGUCGCGAUUGGCACUAUUUCCUAUCCACUCUUUAAAACAGUCUUCAUUAUAGAUAUUUGACGCGCGUUCACGCAGGGCUCGAAAUAGCGGGCUGCCAAUGGUCAAAAGCGGGCCAUAUCUUAGAAAUGGUAGGCAAAAACAAAUUUGAUCUGCCAAAGUAAAAAGAAUGGCAGGUGAAAUUCUACAGACAUAUUUCAUUUCAUUUGCUUACCACAACUCGUAUACAGCUAUUUCAAUUAAGGUUGACCGCCGAGCAAAGCGGAAAAGUCGAAUACGAGCGCGAAAGGCUGCUGGGAAUCGCUAUUAAUUUCAUUCAUUUAUUAGUGAUUCCCAGCAGCCUUUCGCGCUUGUAUUCGACUUUUCCGCUUUGCUUGGGGGACAACCUUAAUUGAAAUAGCUGUAUACCAGAUCAUUUAGGUGACCAAAUACGUUUAUAUUUGAAAUGUAAAUCCAAGUUUACUGUAGUAAAAUAGACAAGUUUAAAAAUAAUAAAAAUGCAUGUCACGAAAACGUUGAUUUUUACAAAUAUGACUCCUAUGAAUCAUAGAUAGAUAGAUAGAAACUUUAUUUAUACACGCUGACCCCGUCAACCGAAGCUGAUUUCCACGGGGGGCGUGUGCAAAAAUAGAAAAAUGUUACAUGGAGAUAUUAAAAUACUUAAGUUUAAAAAGGUAGAAUAUUAAAUUAUUUACAUGAUAAGAAGGUUAUUAGAAUAUUUACAGUUACAUCAAUUUACUCUAUGUCAAUUUUGUGAGCAGCAAUUUUAUUUCUAAAGGAUGAAAGAGUUUUGCUUUCCCUAAUUUCCUUUGGAAUACAAUUCCAAAGGUGUGCUCCGUCAUACAUGAAACUAUUUUUCAUGUUGUUAGUACGCGGUUUUGGUAAACUAAGACCACUUGAAAUGUCACGAAGGUUGUAGUUUGUUUUCUCACAUUUGUAUGAAAAAAGAUUGGUGAGUGAUUUAGGACCCAUUUUAUUUAAUCGCCAUUUUGGCAGUUCAAUGAAUAAAAAUGGCAGGCUAAGAUUUAUUUCACCUGCGAAAAAAUUUUAGACUGGCAGGCCAUUUUUUGUCUACUUCGAGCCCUGACUGUGUUCACGCUCACAAAACGCGUGUUCACGCUCAUAAAACGCGUGUUCACGCUCAUAAAACGCGUGUUCACGCUCAAAAAACGCGUGUUCACGCUCACAAAACGCGUGUUCACGCUCACAAAACGCGUGUUCACGCUCAUAAAACGCGCGUGUUGACACUCGCAAGCCACCAUAUAAUACCCCUCUCUCUCUCUCUCUCUGUAUAUAUAAUCUUUCAUACAUUAGCACUGCGUAUUAAAGUCGUGUCUGCCGAGUCAUUCGCGUCGGCUCUAUGGUUUAUUCCCCCAUUCCCGUUGACUUCCAUUCUGGGCGCGGGAGGUUUUAAAAAUUUCCAUGCCAGGAUGAAAAAUAGCAUCGUGAAGAAUUUCGAGACUGUUGCUACGGCGGCUGUGUAGUAGAUUAAUUUUUCGUUGUCGUAUUCGAGACAGUUUCCGCGACUACCGCAUCUAGAGACAGAAAUAUGAAGAAUGGCCCUGUUAGCUAUCUAGUAUAAAUGAAGUUAGUUUAGUUUAGGUUUCCUCCUGUGGUAACACUGGAUCAAUAAGAGAUGAUCCUUACCGGACCUCUAGAGAGAACAGCUUAGAACUGAUAGAGCUACCCCGGCCAGUAUAAAUAAAGUUAGUUUAGUUUAGGUUUCCUCCUGUAGUAACACUAGACCAAUAAGAAAUUAUCCUUACUGGACCUCUAGGAAAAACAGUUUAAAACUGAUAGAGCUAUCCAGUAUAAAUAAAGUUAGUUUAGUUUAGGUUUCCUCCUGCAGUAGCACUGGAUCAAUAAGAGAUGAUCCUUACUGGACCUCUAGGGAGAACAGUGUAGAACUGAUGGAGCUUUCAGUAUAAAUAAAGUUAGUUUAGUUUAGGUUUCCUCCUGUAGUAACACUUGAUCAACAAAAGAUGACCCGUACUUGACUUCUGGGAAAACAUAUGCUUGUAUUCUAAAAGCCGACUCGCACUCAAUGAGUGGAGGUGUAAUCAGAGCUUCUCUUGAGUGUCAGUGCUGUUUUUGAAUAGCUGGAGGGUGAGCAGUCAGAUAGUAAGGUACGAGACUGACCCUCCAGCUUUCAAAAGCAGCAUUGACACUCAAAAGAAGCUCAGGUUGAAUCUCCACUCAUUGAGUGUGAGUGAGCUUUUAGAAUAUGGGCGAUAGAUAGUUUGCAAGGGAAAACAGUUUUAAACAAACAGAGCAUUAUGUUUUUCAGACACUAAAACGGCUGUUUACUGCAUAAGUCGAUUUCUUUGUAACAAUAAAACUCAAUAAUGAAAUUUAUUCUUUUGCUCAAUAGGUGUGCUUUUGAUUGCAUUUAAGAAGAGAUUAUGUCGCAUAAGGUAUUUAUGAGAAAAAAAUUGGAGUACAUAAUUAACAUUAAUUAAUCAAUAAUUACUAAAGAUUAGCAUAAUUAGUCAAUUAUUUAAUUAGUUAAAUGAACUUACUUAUCUUGCCAUAAGAUGCAUGUUGUAUCGAUGAGUUUUCCGUAGAUAAUUGGUCCUGGUAUUGCUCCAAGUAAACGUAUGAAUAUCAUUUGCCAUCCUAGCGAGUAUGCUUUUAGAUGUUGAGGUAUUGAUCUGGAAAAAUAGCACAGUUAUAAACCGUUUGCACGAGAUUGGUUUGCACAGGUGAUGAUGGUGGUGAGGGUGAUGGUGAUGGUGAGGGUGAUGAUGUUGGUGACGGUGAUGAUGGUGAUGGUGAGGGUGAUGAUGAUGGUGGUGAUGAUGAUGAUGGUGAUGGUGAGGGUGAUGGUGAUGAUGGUGAGGGUGAUGAUGAUGGUGAUGAUGGUGAUGGUGAUGGUUAUGGUGAUGAUGGUGAUGGUGAUGAUGGUGAUGAUGAUGAUGGUGAUGAUGAUGGUGAUGAUGGUGAUGAUGAUGAUGGUGAUGGUGAGGGUGAUGAUGAUGUUGAUGAUGGUGAGGGUGAUGGUGAUGAUGGUGAGGGUGAUGGUGAUGGUGAUGGUGAUGAUGAUGAUGAUGAUGAUGGUGAGGGUGAUGGUGAUGAUGGUGAUGGUGAUGAUGGUGAUGGUGAUGGUGAUGGUGAUGGUGAUGAUGAUGGUGAUGGUGAUGAUGAUGGUGAUGAUGAUGAUGAUGAUGAUGAUGAUGAUGAUGGUAAUGAUGGUGAUGAUGAUGAUGAUGGUGAUGAUGAUGAUGAUGAUGGUGAUGGUGGUGAUGAUGAUGAUGAUGGUGAUGGUGAGGGUAAUGAUGAUGAUGGUAAUGGUGAGGGUGAUGAUGAUGAUGUUGAUGAUGAUGAUGGUGAUGGUGAUGAUGGUGAAUGUUGAUAUUGAUGAUGGUGGUGGUGGUGAUGGUGAUGGUGAUGACGAUGGUGAGGAUGAUGGUAUAUGUGAUGAUAAUGAUGUCUAUGAGUGUUAUAAUAUCUACCUGAGUAUAGCAAUGACUGUCGGUGUUUGCGCGAGAAAUGAAGUGAAACCGAAUAAUGCUGUGAGAAGGACAAAUAUGGCGGCCUUUGUUCCACAUUGAGAUGGACAUUUUCCAUAAGCUAGGUCUUCACUGCCUGAACAUCGACACCCUGUAAAUAUCUGGGAAAAAUAAUAGAUAAGCCUAUAGACUAACCGCCGUAAAAGCUAAUUGCUCGUGACCUAUAUUGGCGUUGCAAUUACUCAAUGAUAUGAAUGUUUUUCUAUGAAAGAGUCACAUGGCAAAACAAUUUUAAUCAACUUUGUUUUGGAAAAAUACCUGUCACGGUUUGAAAUGUUAGCGUUGUUUAAUUAAGACAAUUAAGAGACUUGAAAAUGUGUGUUUUGCCAUUGUCAACAGAGCCCAGGCGACGUUUAAAACACCCGUGGCUUUUAAUUAUUCAUUUAUUUGGGGAUAUAUGAUUUCAUUGUGUCGAUAACCGUAAAAAUCUCACAACUUGUCAACAAGAUGUGUUCGCAACAGGUUUGUAGCAAGCUUGUCAACAAGUUGUAACAAUGCUGUUAUUUUAUCAAGUUGCUACAAGGUUGUCACUCGCAACUUGUUGACAAAUUGUUGAACUGCAGCACGAUAACAAGUUGUUGGAACAACUUGUAACACGUCUGUUGAGCUCAACAACCUUAUAGCAUGUUGUCACCAAGGCGUUGACAACUUGCCAACAAGCUGGGAACAAGCAGUGCGAACACAUCCUGUUGACAAGUUGUUGGAACAGCAUUGCUACAAGUCUGCUGCAGGUUUGUUACAACUUGUGCGUUAUUACGUGUGUGGCUACACCUCAACAGUAAUCAACAAACCUUUUUCGUUUCUUGUUUUGCCGUACAUCGUGCGAUACAUGGCGACCUAUACGUUGUCUUGCUUUGAAUGUCGCAAACUGGGAAGUAUAACCAUUGUCGACAGUCGCAGUUGGUGUUGCAGUUGGUGAUCAUUUCUAGGUUGGUCCUGUGAAGAAGAGAUGGGUGUUUUAAUGUUUAAUUUGUGGUGUGCAGUUAUAUAAUGUUUGUGGUGUUACUCUGAGUGUGCAUCCACACCGGGCAUGCUGAAAGGUUUGCCUUACCACGGUGGGAAUCGAAACCGCGAUCUUUUGGCCUGUUUUGGGAUACUAGUCCAAUGCUCACAAAAGUGCAGUUAUAUAUGUUUGGAAAUCCAUAUUGAACCAUAGAACCCCAUUACUUAACUUUGUAGUAUGAAAUUUUGAAAUUGUCUUGUUUCACGAAAAUUUAUGAAAAAUUUUCUUAUGAUGGAAUUAUUUCUCUUUUUAAGAAACAGCUAACUUAUUUUAAGAAAAUGGUUUCUUGUUUGUUUCUCAAAAUAUGAAAAUUGUAUUUUCUUUAGAAAAUGAUUUUUUGCUGUGUGGUUGUACUGUUGUGUUGUGUGGUAUGGUAAGGUAUGGUAUGGUAUGGUGUGGUGUGGUAUUGCUUUGUAUGGUAUGGUAUGGUAUGGUAUGGUAUGGUAUGGUAUGGUAUGGUGUGGUAUGGUAUGGUAUGGUAUGGUAUGGUGUGGUGUGGUGUGGUAUUGUUUGGUAUGGUAUGGUAUGGUAUGGUAUGGUAUGGUAUGGCUUGGUAUGAUUUGGUAUAGUUUGAUAUGAUAUGAUAUGGUUAGCUUGGUAUGGCUUAGUUUGGUAUGGUAUGGUAUGGUAUGGUAUGGUAUGGUAUGGUAUGGUAUGGUAUGGUAUGAUUUGGUGUGGCUUGGUAUGGCUUAGUUUGGUAUGGUUUAGUAUGGUAUGGCUUAUAUAUGGUAUGGUAUGGUAUGGUAUGGUAUGGUAUGGUAUGGUAUGGUAUGGUAUGGUAUGGUAUGGUAUGGUAUGGUAUGGUAUGGUAUGGUAAGGAAUGGUUUGGUAUGGUAUGUGAUGUGAUAUGGUGUAUUGUAUGGUAUUAUGUGGUGUGUAGAGGUAUGGUAUAUGAUGUGGUAUGGUAUGGUUUAGUAUGGUAUGGCGUUGUAUAAUAUAUAACCAUAACAUAGUACAGUAUAUAAGCCAUGAAUUACUACCGUAAUCUUGUUGCUUUAACCGACCUAUUUCCAACUGGCAGUGUUAAUCCAACCACCCCCUGACCAGAGCAUUGCGUCGUCAAAUACAGUAUACCAACCACCAUGCUUAGAAAUGUUGUAAUGCAGACUGUCUUGGUUGCUUGUAUACCAUCGAGUUCCAUUCUUUUAUUGAUGUAAGCGCCUGGCGAAUAUUAACGAAAAAUAUAUAAGAUUGUAGUUUGCGAAUGGAUUGACGAGUUUAUACAAGGUGUAUAAAAAAAAGUAGAUAAUUUUGAAACGGCUCCCAAUUUCACAAAUCCGUUCACUUCAUGAACUUUUUGAUAAAUGGAGAUUGUUUGGGUCUUAUAAUGUUGAAUAAACAAAAAAAUUUCGUGAAGAUAAAUUUUCCAGAGCAAGGGGUGUCUUUUUAGCAGCAUUAAAAAUAGCUUGCACGCGAAGUUUUCGUCGUAUCGUAUCGUAAAAAUUUAUUUCAAGACGCUAGCCUCAUCAACAUAUAAGUUGGUUUUCAUGAGGGGCGUCGUCAAUUUAUAUACAAAGUAUUUACAAGAAAAUACGUAGAAACAAAGAAAAACUAUUUACAAGAGCGCAUGCUGAAUACAGGAGGUGUGACCCAUACAUUAACAUUAGUAACAGAAUCAAAGAUUAAUAUUUUCUCUGAAAAUAUGGAUUGAUCGUCCCUCUUUUGCUUCCCGAGAAAGGCUGUAUAUAAAACGUUUUUUAAGAAUUCCCUUCUCGGUUUUGGGAGAGCUAAAUCAGUAUAGCUAUUUCUUAAGGUUAUAGAAGAUUUAUACAGAAGAAUGGAGUUCAUCUUCUGUCUUCUACUUUUUAAAGUUUCCCAACCAAGAGUUUCAAGAACAACACUCAACAGCAGAAUCAAUUUCGUAACUUGCGCCAGCGAUUAUUCUUGCCGCACGAUUUUGAAAUUUCUGAAGUUUAUCAAGCAGUUGUGUGCCACAAAUGUCCCAUACAUAGUGGAGAACAGUAAUCCAAAUAAGGUUGAAUCAAGGCAUUGUAAAUCAUUUGGAGUGAGCUUACUGGAAUGAAAUUUUAAAACGCAUUUCAAGUUGAUGAGAUCGGAGAGCCUGUUUUAGGUUUACUCACCUAAAAUCUGUCCACCUAAUAUAGGCAGGACUACAGCAGUUCCAUAAAGCCAGCUUAUUUCGGACAACGGUGUAGCGAAUAGAACAUAUAUGACUUUAGGAAAAAAAGCCAUUGCAGCUGUGAUAACGAAAUAUUCUAACGCACUUCCGAGGCAUAAAAAUACGAAACCAGGAAUCGAGAAUAAUUCCUUGGUCACUGCCGGCAGCUUUUUAAUAUCCAUGUGGUCUAUGACGUCGGAUAGUUGAAACACCUAAAUUUAUGAAAUCCAGUGUUACUACAGGAGGAAACCUAAACUAAACUAACUUUAUUUAUACUGGAUAGCGCUAUCAGUUCUAAACUAUUCUUCCUAGAGGUCCAGUAAGGAUCAUUCCUUAUUGAUCCAGUGUUACUACAGGAGGAAACCUAAACUAAACUAACUUUAUUUGUACUGGAUAGCUCUAUCAGUUCUAAACUGUUCUCCCUAGUGGUCCAGUAAGAAUCAUCUCUUAUUGAUCCAGUGUUACUACAGGAGGAAACCUAAACUAAACUAACUUUAUUUAUACUGGACAGCUCUAUCAGUUCUAAACUGUUCUUCCUAGAGGUCCAGUAAGAAUCAUCUCUUAUUGAUCCAGUGUUACUACAUGAGGAAAUCUAAACUAACUUUAUUUAUACUGGAUAGCUCUAUCAGUUCUAAACUGUUCCCCAUAGAGAUCCAGUAAGAGUCAUCUCUUAUUGAUCCAGUGUUACUACAGGAGGAAAACUAAAAUAAAGUAACUUUAUUUAUACUGGAUAGCUCUAUCACUUCUAAACUGUUCUUCAACUUACAUGCGAUUCGUCGCUUCCAUUAUUUUCACCACCAAGAGAAUUCCCAUAUCUUCUCGCAAUAAUUCUAGGAAAACCAAGCAUCCACACCGAGAGAAAUAUAGCCAUGAACAUGCCAAUGACGUUACCUAUCCACCAGUUCCCAAUCCAUCGAGGAUCGCUCGCGGUCAGCUCGGUACUGACGCCCAUAUCGACGUAGAUAGACAGGAAUAUACCGCCCAGCAGGAAACCACAGGCCGCCCCUAGGUAAGAAUGAACAGUUAAAGCAAAUUUAUUUAUAUUUUAUAUUGGUUAACUCUAUCAGGUUCAAACUGAUUUUCCCAAACUGAUUUUGGGUUUAUACCUUAUUGAUGCAGUGUUACUACAGGAGGAAACGUAAAGUUCUCUGGCAGGAAUGAACCUGCGGUCCUGCCAUUCCGGUGCAGCGCUCUAUAAAAUUUGCUUUCGAAAUACCAAUCUACAAAAUCCUUCAAUCCAAUUGAGAUACCCAAAAAUUAUGAUUAGGGGCGCAGGAAGCAUCAAAAGAUGGGGGGGGGUGGCGGUUUGGAGGGGCACUUUUGGGCACCUGAAAUUUUUUUCCGGAAAUGUUGGCGACGGGGUGGGGGGGGGACUGCAAUCAUACAAAAUGCAAUCUGAACAACAUUUUUCACGAAGGCAAAGGGCACUUUGCCACCGGAGAGUGGGCAUUUUUGGUGUUUUCUGAAGGAAAAAUAAUUGCAAUCAUAAAAAAAUGCAAUCUGAACAACAUAUUUCAGGAAGGCAAAGGGCACUUUGCCACCGGAGACUCAGAAAGGGCACUUUUUGUGUUUUCUGAAAACUUGGAGGCCUUUGCCCCCUUGGCCGCCCGGUUCUUACGCCCCUGUACUUAAAACUUACCAACAGUCCCAGACGAACCAAAGAAGCCGAUAUAGAUUGGCGCCACUUUCUUUUUGACGCUUUCGUCCAGGUAUGCGAUCCCCAGUACAUAUAGUGGUGCGCCUGCAAUGCCGAUCAAAAACAUCCCGAAACAGAAUAUCGCAGGAUAGUACCAUUUUCCCACACCAUCGUUGUCGCAGGUUUCUGUGAAAUUUGUUGCGUUUACUGUGCAUACGUCUGGUAGCUUUCUUUCUCCUACAAAGUGGAAAAAUGUUAGGGUUUGGUCCAUAUCAAGCUCUAUCAGUUCUUCUCCUUGGAGGUCCCGUAACAGUCAUCUUUUAUUGAUCCAGUGUUACUCAGGAAGAAACUUAAACCAAACUAACUUUAUUUUGUACUGGAUAGCUCUAUCAGUGUUAAACUGUUCUUCCUAGAGGUCCAGUAAGGAUCAUCUCUUAUUGAUCCACUGUCACUACAGGAGGAAACCUAAACUAAACUAACUUUAUUUUAUACCGGAUAGCUCUAUCAGUUCUAAACUAUUCUUCCUAUAGGUCCAGUAAGGAUGUCUCUUAUUGAUCCAGUGUUACUACAGGGAAAUUGCUAGAUAGUAUACUUCAAAAUAAGGUUUCCGUUUUUAUAUCAAUUUUUUUAAAUAAGUUAGGGUUAGGUUAGGGUUAUGGUUAGGGUUGGGGUUAGGGUUAAGGUUAGUAUUAGGGUUAGGGUUUAGUUUUGCGUUUUUUCUACGUUAUAAAAACGGAAAACUUAUUUUGAAGUAUAUUAUCUAGCAAUUACCGUUACUACAGGAGGAAACCUAAACUAAACUAAUAUUCUUUGUACUGGAUAGUUUUAUCAGUUCUAAACUGUUCUUCCUAGAGGUCAAGUAAGAAUCAUCUGUUAUUGAUCCAGUGUUACUACAGGAGGAAUCUUUAACUAAGCUAACUUUUUUUACACUGGAUAGCUCUAUCAGUUCUGAACUGUUCUCACUAGAGGUCUAGGAAAGAUCAUCUCUUAUUGAUCCAGUGUUACUACAGGAGGAAACCUAAAGUAAACUAACUUUAACUGGAUAGCUCUAUCGGUUCUAAACUGUCUUCCUAGAUGUCCAGUAAGGAUCAUCUCUUAUUGAUCCAGUGUUACUACAGGAGGAAACCUAAACUAAACUAACUUUAUUUAUACUGGAUAGCUUUAUCAGUUCUAAACUGUUCUUCCUAGAGGUCCAGUAAGGAUCAUCUCUUAUUGAUCCAGUGUUACUACAGGAGGAAACCUAAACUAAACUAACUUUAUUUAUACUGGAUAGCUCUAUCAGUUCUAAACUGUUCUUCCUAGAGGUCCAGUAAGGAUUAUCUCUUAUUGAUCCAGUGUUACUACAAGAGGCAACCUAAACUAACCUAACUUUAUUUAUACUGGAUAGCUCUAUCAGUUCUAAACUGUUUUCCCUAGAGGUCCAGUAAGGAUCAUCUCUUGUUGAUCCAGUGUUACUACAGGAGGAAACCUAAACUAAACUAACUUUAUUUAUACUGGAUAGCUCUAUCAGUUCUAAACUGUUCUUCCUAGAGGUCCAGUAAGGAUCAUCUCUUAUUGAUCCAGUGUUGCUACAGGAGGAAACCUAAACUAAACUAACUUUAUUUAUACUGGAUAGCUCUAUCAGUUCUAAACUGUUCUUCCUAGAGGUCCA